Salmo salar (Atlantic salmon) is the source of this 8474-nucleotide messenger RNA. RefSeq names its product golgin A2 (gene golga2). Gene Ontology annotation, biological process: Golgi organization. Gene Ontology annotation, cellular component: Golgi cisterna membrane; cis-Golgi network; Golgi cis cisterna. NCBI's taxonomy places the organism in Eukaryota, Metazoa, Chordata, Actinopteri, Salmoniformes, Salmonidae. The record is from RefSeq and is a predicted model, not a curated record. Gene Ontology annotation, molecular function: protein binding.
UUUUCUCAACGUUCGGUAGGGGUUAGGAUUUAGGGUUGUGACGUCCCACGGAUACUGUUUAGCACGGACCCUGUUUUAUAAGAUUUGUCUUCCUAUUCUACCGCAUUAACCAAUCAGCUGACUGUUUGCAGAGGCGGGGUAAUCGCCGAUAGCGGAUUUCCACUUGAUAGCACAGCCACAAACUCAGAAUUGGCCAAAUCGUAAAAAUUAAUGCAUUUUUUAAUUUAUUUUUUAUUUAAGGUUAGGCAUAAGGUAGUGUGGUAUGAAUAGAGUUAAGAAUAGAGCUAGGUUUAAAAUCACAUUUUAAGAAGAUAAAUUGUAGAAAUAGGCUAGGUUUAUGACUUUGUGGCUGUGGUAACUAGUGACGACCCUGGUAUCGUCAAUUUGUUGUGCUCACAACUUGUGUGAACAACCGUUACAAACUGUUUAACAGUAGCUGCCUAUCUUCUGUUAAAUUGCAACGAAACAGUCUAUCAGAUGACAUACAGUUUACGUUAUCUUUAUCAACAUACGACGGCACAGCUAGCCAGCUCACCAUGGAUUUCUAGGAUAGUUUUGUGUACUUUUGAUAACGGUAGACCUGUAUCAUAUCCUUUUUUUAUGAGCUUGGUAGCGCUACGUUCAUCCACUAGCGCCUUUGUAUGUCAAGUGAGUAGGGGCUUUGGUCAACUGGUGUCCACUCGUGGUGAUUCUGCGAGGGUUCGAUCACUGGGAAAAGGAUACAACUUGCAUCAACAAGCUGACAGAAGACCUGACUGAGAAUCCUCUAUUCUGCAAGCUCCUGGCAACGCUGUCACAGCAUGUGGACCGCCCCAGCCUUACUGUUACACUGAAGAGAGAGCUGGAGAAGGCUGAGAGGGACCUGCAGACAGAGGCUUAAUGGGCUGUGUUCAGAGAGCCUGUACAGGCUACUGCAGGAGAUGAUCCAGGAGCACUGUGUCAGAAAGCAUCACUCCACUGUGCCUCCAGAGAACGACACGGUACAAUACAGAACGUUUUAUGAGACUGUGGAGCAGUGUCUGGUGGUGGCCCAGUGUGUCAGGUAGCUGGACCCUAGUGACUCCACCAGCUGGGACCAACCCCCUGUCCUAGGACUGAGUGUCCAACAGGUGCUGUAGCUGAUGCCAUAAGAGGAGGAUAGGUGGAAAAUGAAACAAACUGCUCAGAGAAUUAGAAAAGCAUCUUAGGAAGACGUGUUUCAGCCUCCUGUCCUACUAUCAUCCUGAAUGGGAGGAUGAGAGUGAAGGGCUGAAGAACAUGAAGCUGUCUCACUUGUCUGGCCUUCUGGAAAGCGAAAGGAAAAGAGCAGAGACCCUGAAGGGGAAGAGCCGUGAGUGCCGCCCUGCUGCAAAAGCAGACUCCCUGCUACCUCUCUGUAAGAGACUCUCAACACUUGGUUUGAUGUAUUCUUAGGUUUGUCUCACGUGUUGCGACCUUCACUCACGAUCGACGUGUUCUCUCCAGGAGCUGUUGGGCUGCAUUCAGAUUCUCCAGUCACUUAUCCUUGACCACAGGCUAAAAGCCCACAAAUAACUUGACAGGAAACAGUUUGUGUAUUUUGAGGCCAAAUGUGAGAUCAUCAUGCAGAAGAUCAGGUGUGAUUAGCCCUUCCUGUUUACAUAUACUCUACACUGGGCUCCUUCAAAUGCAGUUCACUGUUAAUGAGUGUGAGAAAUUGGUAUUUCAUGCAUGUCCAUCAGCAAUGUUCAGUUUUUGUGUCUCUUAUACAUUUCUUAAAUAUGUCUCUCACAACAGAGCAGAGAUGUUGGAAAUUCAGGUGGACACCUACACAGCAGACACAAUAUCAGCCAAUAGAAUUACAAGGAAGCUAGAAACAGAGCUGAAGACCGCCCAGUUAGAGAAGAAGUCUGUGGAGUCCAAACUGUCAUCCUUUGAGAUAUUUGGCAAGGAAUUCUAGGCAGUAGAGAGGAAUAUUCCAGAUUGCAUCAGGAGAUUGACACAAAAAAUUGGUCUCUGAAGUACUUCUCUCAGAACACGGACAAACUGAGUUGGUGUCGGACAAUUCUGCCGCAGAUCUCUGACACCUUUGAUGACAAGCUAACGCCAUAGUUAUAUUAUUGUUUGUUUUUGUAAUAAAAUGCAUGAUUAGCCGGUGUUGUCUUGAAUGUUGUUCAUUCUGAUAAUAAUCACCCUGAUAUGAUACAACAAAUUCUAAAUUCAGACAUCGAGUUAGCUGGCCUAUUUGAAAAACCACGCCUGACACGAAUUUGCCCCCGUCAGAAGGGAGAUUUUGCGCCUCCAGCGGGAAGAUAGUUUCUUGCUUCACCGACUGAUCUCAAAUUGAUGACGUGGUGCGGUUCGUCGACCGGACGAUAAGGAUGGCCGACCAGAGCAGGCAAAUCAAACUCGCCGCAGCCAAGAAAAAGCUGAAGGAGUUUCAGCAGAAGAGUUCUCCUGCCGGUGGAGGAGAAGGAGGACCAGGGGCCAAGAAGAAGAGGAAGGCGAAGGGAGGGAGCCAGCCAGACACACCCUCAGCUGACCGACACUCUCCAGACAAUAUUCAGAGUAUUCUGAAAGGUCUUAGUCAGACCAAUGGAUUAACUCUGCCUGCCUAUGGCAAAAGCCAGACCCACGUCCAUGGGGAGGUGAGGGGGUCCCCAGUUACCCAGCUACUGGAGGACCCAAACGGAGAGGCCGGCCGCGGCUCUCCUGUGUUUAACCCUACUAGCUCUGCUACUAACCCUGAGUGUGCCAGCCACGCCAACAACACUGACCUGCAGCAGAACUGCCCCCAUGACGGUAAUGAAAACCAUGAGGAUGAGAAUAGACCCCUGUCGUCCACAGAGAGCUUGCGGCAGCUCUCACAGCAGCUCAACGGUCUUCUCUCUGGGUCAUCCACCACCUAUAUAAAUGGAGACAGUGCUCCCUCGCCAGCCAAUGAAAAAGAACUAGAGAGUCGAAACCAGGAGCUGGCAGCCGCGCUGGACUCCAGCAACCUAACAAACAAUCAGCUCAAUACCAAGCUAGACCGGCUGACCGAGCAAUCUCAGGAGCUCACAGAUCAGCUGCAAAAGGAGCGAAGAGAGUUUGAACAGAAGUGUGUGAAGGAGCAAGGAGCAAUGCGGGAACAGCUACAGGUCCACAUUCAGACCAUCGGCAUCCUGGUGUCAGAGAAAUCAGAGCUGCAGACCGCUCUGUCGUACACACAGCAGGCUGCCCGCCAGAAAACAGGGGAGGCUGAGGAGCUGAGUAACCGUCUCCAGGCCACCAAACAGAGAGUCUCUGAGCUGGAGAGAACCCUGUCCUCUGUCUCCACACAACAGAAACAGUUUGACAAGCAUAACAAAGAGCUAGAGAAAGAGAGAGACAACCUGAGGCUGGAGGUGUACAGACUAAAUAGUGUGAGUGAGGAGGGGAGGCAGCAGAGUUCAGAGCUGUCAGAGCAGCUCAAGCUGAGGGUGAGCGAGAACAACGCUAUGAGACUGGACCUGGACGAGCUGCGUAAGAGACUGGAGAUGACUGACGACAUGCUGCAACAGUUUUCCAGUCAGUCAGGGCCUCCCAGUGCCAACCAGCAGAUGCACUUACUACUGGAGGAGAAACUACAGAUUGAGGCACACACUGCUCAGUUAAUGGAGUCGGUGGCCCAGCUGCAGACAGAGAGAGACCGCUACGCUGAGCAGAUCCAGGAGGAGGGACGAGUAUGGAAGGACAAGACGGAGCAGCUGCUCUCUCAGGUGACACUAGUAGCAGAGGAGAGGGACAGGAGCAUCAGUCAGAUCCAGGAGCUUGAAGCCCACAUCACAGACCUGAAGCACACUGCAGCCCUUUUGUCCCAGGAGAGAGAGGCCCAGACAGAGCCCCAGCCGUCAGGGCCCUCGGAGAGUGAACUGGCCCUCCAGGAGGCCCUCGGCAGCCUGCAGCAGGAGAGAGACUCGCUCAACUCACAGUUCCAAGCCCAGCUGCGUGACAACGAGCAGCUGAGUCGCAUGUGCUCGGAGCAGGAGUCCCGUCUCUCGGAGCUGGAGCGCCAUGCGGCGCUCGGGGCUGAGGAUGCAGAGGACCGCAGGCGCAUGCUGGAGGACGUGCAGAGUGACAAGGCCACCAUCAGCCGCGCCCUGGCCCAGAACCGCACCCUUAAAGACCAACUGGCUGAGUUGCAGAACGGCUUUGUCAAACUGACCAAUGAGAACAUGGAGCUGACCACUGCUCUGCAGUCAGAGCAUCACGUGAAGAAGGAGCUGGGACGCAGGAUGGGACAACUACAGGAGGACCUGCACAGUGUCAAGGAGCAGUUGGAUUUGAAGUCGCAGGAGUACCAGGCACUGCUGGAGCAGCGGGACCAGGUAGUGGCCCACCUACAGCAGUACUCUGCAGUCUAUACAGCCCUGGCGUCAGAGCGAGAGCAGCUCCACAGACAGUACCUGCAGCAGAGCCAGCUGAUGGACCGGCUGCAGCAUGACGAGACCCAGGGAAGGGUUCAGUUGGAGAUGAGCCACAAACAGCUGGAGCAAUACCAGGAGAGGCUGGAGCAGUUGUCCAGAGAUAACGAGCAGUUGAAGGCUGAAGUCACAGAGCUGCUCAACAGCUCAGCCCUGGCCACACUCCCCAGAAACCAGGGAGACGGAGUGGAGAGCCAAUCCCUGCCAGAGAGCCCACAGAAGUCCUCGAUCGCUAUCCCAGAAGACUUUGAGAGCCGCGAGGAGAUGGAGGAGUUUGUGCGCGGUGCGGUGGCACGUGUGGAGGCAGAGCGAGACGAGGUGAGGAGCAGACUGGAGGAGGAGAGGAGACUGCACUUCGCUGCCAGACACCAGGCUGCAGCACUCAGCAUAGAGCGCCACAGUCAUGACCACGACCAUGGUCAGUGCCACGGUCACAGCCAUGAUGACCACAGUCACCUUGAACACACAGGUUCAGAGGGUGUACCAGUGGAGGUACAUGAGGCCUUGUAUGUUGCCAUGGAGAGGCUGCAGCAGCGCUUCACCUCUCUGAUGCAGGAGAAGGCUGACCUGAAGGAGAGGGUAGAAGAGCUGGAACACCGCUGUAUACAGCUGUCUGGAGAGACUGAUACUAUUGGAGAGUACAUCACCCUGUACCAGAACCAGAGAGCCAUCAUGAAGCAGAAACACAUGGAGAAGGAGCAGUACAUCAGUAUGUUGGCCCAGGACAAAGAGGAGAUGAAGGCCAAACUGGCAGAGCUGCAGGACCUGGUGAUGAGGUUGGUGGGCGAGAGGAACGAAUGGUACAGCCGCUAUACUGGGGCGCUGGCUAGCGCUGCGGCUAACCCUGACCUGCUGCCAGCCGGAGAGGAGCAGGUCCAGGCUCACCACGCACACAGACGCAUGGAGCUCAACGCUGUGGAUGGACAAGAGUCUGCGGAUGGAAGUUCAGCCGUGAGGCCCGACUCCAUCGACUACCCUCACGGUGGCCCGUCAGACCAGGGGCUCCACCCAGACUCCCAGGCUCUGAUGAGGCCCCAAGAGGACGGCACGACCAGGCAGAUCAUGCAGCUGCUCCAGGAGAUCCAAAACCCCCAGGGGCCUCGCUCCGUGCCCUUCCUGGGCGACAACCCCUGCGUCCCGUUCUUUUACCGACCCGACGAGCAGGACGAAGUCAAGAUCCUGGUGGUCUGAUGAUGAGACUAUGGAGCUAACUGGCAACGUUGGAGGAUCUCUGAACACACACACCAUUCCACCACGUCACACUCAUCUAGGAUUUACACGUACACACACUUCUGGGUAUACUGUCUCUCACACACACUCACUCUCUCUACUUUCUGGGAGAGGUUGUUUCCUCUCCUUCUUUCUCACUCUUCCUUUUGAGUCCUUGGCUGGUCUCGCAUGCCGUUUUUCUUCUUCAUUGCACUAACAGAGUGACUUAAGGAUGUGAACUCCUUGUGUGUGUGUGUGUGGCGGCCUUCCUCUCCUCGUACACCUCUUCCUCCUCCUUCGCAACCUCCUUACCUGCAGUGUGAAUGUUUGUCUGCUUUUUCUGUCUCCUUUAAUUGGUAUUUAAUACCAUUAGAUGAUUGGGAAGUAUUCCACCGGAUGCUAUUGAGAUUCUUCCUGUGAUUCUCUUGAUGGAGAGAUGUUUAUUCCUGCACAUUGAUCCCUCUCCUCUGUUCACUAGCCUCUGUCUCUCUCUCCUCUGCCAUUUGAACCAUAGGCGCAAUAAAGUAUCUCUGUCCCCUCUCCCUCAGUCUAGUCUAUUAUAGGAGAAAUGUAAGGCUUUGAGUGAGACGUUAGCGGCAGCAAUGGAAUACAUGGAAUGGUAUCAAACACAUAAAACACAUGUUGGACUCCAUUCCAUUGAUUCAAUUUCAGCUCUUAAAAUGAGUACAUCCUCCUAUAGCUCCUCCCACCAGCCUCCACUGGGACCUCCCCAUUCACAAUGUGUCUGUCUGUGUUUGGUAGGAGAGACAGACAUGGCUUGGUUUUGGCGCGUGGGCGGUCUCAAUUAAUUUCCUCGUCGCCUUUCCUCCAUGACCACUGAUCGGCGACAAGACUGACUCACUCAGACAAGUGUUCAUGAAUGGAAGAGGACCGUAUCGAGGCACAGCCCUUGGUAGCUGUUGGUAUGUUCUAUGGCAGUGGAGUGAGUGUUGUCUGAGUAGGGCAGGAGGAGUUGGGUACAGUACAUGAAGGAGGUAAGGGCCAGGCUGGAGCCUUGGCCUACCUGGAGCGGAAGUCGGUCAGGAAAGCAUUGGUAAAGACACUAGCAUUUGGAGUGAUGGGAGCACUUUUCACUUCUAAGUAGGGAGACACCAUAGGACGUCAGGAAAGAGAGGAACUAGCAUGUAGACACAUGGCUGCUCACCCCUACCACUACCUUGUCUAUCCAUCCUCUUUUAUGUGGAAACACUGAAAUCUGAACAUAUGUAUGUACACUAGAGCUUUAUCUUAUUUAUGCACAUGAGCCAGUCGACUCAGUUGUAUUCCUCAAGUUUGCUCUGCGUUUAUUUAUUUGAGGCCCCAUUUCAUAGCACCAGUUGAUCAUCUCUUGUUUAGCAAUCUUUCAAUUAUGGUGUGCUUGUUGCCCCUCAACAUAUCUCAUUAUAAUUUAAGUCGCUCCCUUUGAGACUGGAUGAAGAUUGAGUGUUUGAUAAAUGAUUCAACCUCAAUUGUAUCCUCAUGAUUUUGAAUGGUAGUUGUCUCUUCUCUCUAAAGUUACAUGGGCUUUACUGUAGGUUAUUGCACAAAAAUUGUACAGAGCUCCUAAUCAAACCCUGUCCCAUCUCAUAUAGUUUUGGACAGUAGCUUUUCUAUGGCAGAUCCAUUCUAGACAUUUGGUUUUUAUACUUGGGUGCCCUAUGAUGUCAUCAUGUGCACUUUGGCACAUCGGGGCUCAGGGUUCCACGAAUGAAGACAGUGUGUGUUGAAGUGACCGAAAGAUUGUGUGUGCGGGUGCAGUGUGCACUAGGAGGAUGUGUAGGUAUGAACAAAUGAAUAGAGGGUUGUAAUGAUUCCAGUAACACAAGGCAUGGGCAAUGGGGGUAAGCUCUGCUGUUUGAUUGACAGGUGCAGGAAGGUCCUCUGUUUUUAGAUAACCUUACAAUGAUGAUCCAAAUAAAGAUAAAAUUGCCAUAGGUGCAUCUCUGCCACCCCUUUUUGGGGAAAUGUGUGUACUCCCAUAAUAUUUAGGAUCUUUUUUAGUUUUUAUGCUUCCAGUGUAUCUCUGACUACCAAUAUCUGAAUUUUAUUUUUAUUCAAGAAUGGAAGUCUUAAAGCAUGUCAAAAACAGUCUGAAAAAAGGUUUUGGUGAUGCUAUGUGAGGUGUAUUAAAUGAGAUAUAGAAAUGAGUGGUAUUGGAGAGAGUUUUCAGGUGUGUGUACCUAAUCUGAACCCUGUCUACCCUGAAGCAAAGCACUUUUUGUAGUAGGACUUGACGUGGUUUCUGUUGAAAGUGAUCCCAUCUGAAUAUUUAAAUUCCUGGCUUUCUUAGCAUUCUCUUUAACCUUUUAGAGAGAGAACUUUUUGUUUUGGGAGUGGUAAAACCAAGAGAAUAUUUUAUAGUCAUUUACAACUAUUGUUUUGGAGGUGGUGACGAGAGAGUAAAAGUAACAGGUGAAAUAGUUGUUCCACGCUUUCUAAUUCAAACUGUUCUUUUGAAUGAAUGUGUGGGAUUGAGCACAUGAUGACUAAGAGACGGGGGUGAACGCCUUCUGUUUAAAGGAACUGUAUAUACUGUAACUGUGUAACAUAUUGUAUAUUCAUUCUGCCUGGUGUGUGGGAAUAAGUGUAAUGGCUGUUUGUAGUGUUGCUAGCAGCCCAGAGGGCUUGUCUGUGUGUGUCUGAGCCAUUGUUGGCUUCAGGACACACACGGACAGCUGACGUAAAGGGGUGGGGGUACCGUCUGUGAUUUAAUACAAAGGUUAAAAAAAUAUAUUUAUUUGUAAUAAGUAUCGAAACUAAUCAGUUUUAAUGCAAUGUAGGAUCGUUGUGAGAGAACAAAAUGGCUUCGGACAGUAUAUUUCUGAUGUGGUUUCUCCUGAUUAAAAGUGAUUGAGCAAAGCA